Candidula unifasciata is the source of this 759-nucleotide messenger RNA. The record is from the annotation of a GenBank genome assembly. NCBI's taxonomy places the organism in Eukaryota, Metazoa, Mollusca, Gastropoda, Stylommatophora, Geomitridae.
AUGAUGUCAUCCACCCUGGUGGAGACAGUCUCCAUCAACUACGACGACUUUAACGACAGCUUUCUCACCUGCGGUACCUGUCUCUGCACCUACGACGGUCAGGAGCGCUCCCCCAAACUCCUCCCCUGCUCACACACUGUCUGCAGGAACUGUUUAGAACGAAUCAUCGCCUCACAGACUUUAGACACCGGCUCCUUCCGCUGCCCAAUAUGUCGAGAGACCAUCCACACUCCACAAGGCGGCGUUGUUGCCUUCCCGCCAUCCUUCAUCGUCAACCAGCUCCUGGACUUGAUGGCUCAGCAGCGAAGGGAUGUCAUCCCUAAGUGCUCGGUCCACAACACACAAGAGUUAUUAUUCUGUGAAACUUGCGACCAGGUCUUCUGCCUACAGUGUGUGGAGGGCAGCCAUAUAGAGCGUGGAGCUAGUGAACAUACUGUUAUUCCCUUUGCCAUCGCCAUCAAAAGGAUGUCAGAGAUACUGCUCUACAAGGCUCACCUGUGUAUCAAAAACUUGAACUCCGCCUACGAGGUGGUGUCUGAUGAACUGCGGCAGUUAGAGCUUUCUGUGGAUAAGGCGUUGGAUUCUAUCAACAGAUCAUUCCAGGAUGUGAUAGCUGUGAUUGAGCGGCGCCGUCACGACUGUCUCCAGUGGGUGAGGAAGAUCAGGGAGGAGAAGAAGACCAUCCUGAGAGAACAGCUGGAGCUGAUACAGGCAGAGAAGGAGAAGGUGCAGCUGGAGUGUGACGGGCUUCAGUAUCAG